Messenger RNA from Oncorhynchus gorbuscha (pink salmon), 3131 nucleotides. Its product is annotated as transcription factor SPT20 homolog. Gene Ontology annotation, cellular component: SAGA complex. Gene Ontology annotation, molecular function: transcription coregulator activity. The transcript has 20 exons. Lineage: Eukaryota; Metazoa; Chordata; Actinopteri; Salmoniformes; Salmonidae. The record is from RefSeq and is a predicted model, not a curated record. Bases 148 to 2220 code for a protein of 690 amino acids. Gene Ontology annotation, biological process: regulation of transcription by RNA polymerase II.
UAUUACCGGAAGUGUAGCUUCUGUUGUCACACUGGACGGAAAUGGCUGCUGCUGUGAGGGUUUGAAUGGUCGCUCUAUGGAGGUGACGGUGUGGGGCGAAGGACAGCUGCAAGCGGCCACUCACCCAGCUACCGGUGGCAGACAACGAUGAAACAAGUUUUGGAAUAUGCAUUGGAUCGGGCUGAGUACAUUGUUGAAAGUGCUCGUCAACAGCCAGCCAAGAGGAGAGCGUUGUCCGGAGGGAGGAAGAGUCUAUAUCAGAAACUAUACGAGCUCUACAUCGAAGAGUGUGACAAAGAACCAGAGCUCAAGAAGCUGCGUAGGAAUGUCAACCUGCUGGAGAAGCUGGUGUCUCAGGAGUCAGUGUCUUGUCUGGUGGUUAACCUUUACCCCGGCAACCAGGGAUACUCCCUCAUGCUCCUCGGCAAGAAUGGAUCCGACUCUGAGACGAUCCGUCUGCCAUAUGAGGAAGGACAGCUGUUGGAGUACCUGGAUGCCGAGGAGCUUCCUCCUGUCCUGGUGGAUCUCUUAGAGAAGUCCCAGGUGAACAUCUUCCACUGUGGCUGUGUGGUAGCUGAGGUCCGAGACUACAGACAGUCUGGCAACACUAAGAUGCCCUCCUUCCAGAGCAGACACGUCCUGCUACGACCCACCAUGCAGACACUGAUCUGUGAUGUCCAUGCCAUGACCAGUGACCCCCACAAAUGGACACAGGAUGAUAAGUUCCAGUUGGAGAGCCAGUUACUGCUGGCCACAGCUGAUCCUCUGUGUCUGGAUCCAUCUAUCUCUGUCACCUGUACAGCCAACCACCUGCUCUAUAACAAGCAGAAGAUGAACACUCACUCUAUGAAACGUUGUUUUAAGCAUCACUCUCGGGCGGCGCUGAACCGUCAGCAGGAGCUGUCCUACCUGCCCACGCCCCCCCAGCUGCGUCUCUAUGACUACCUGCAGAGGAGGAAGGAGAGGAAGCCGGCCCCCUCGAUAGACCUGAAGAUCUCCAAAGCCGGAAAAUGUGUGGACAUGUGGAAACAGAGCCGCUGCCAACUCACUGUCCCCAAGGAGAUUGAUGUAGAGAAAUAUGCAGUGGUAGAGAAGUCAGUGAAGUUGCAGGAAUCUCAGCCCACUGUCUGGCCUGCAGAGGAAGUGAUAGAUGACUAUACGUUUAAGUGUGAGGUCGGGGGCCAGAGGACCACGGUGUCCAUCUUCCAGUCGGUGGGCGAUCCUCUGGUCUACGGAAAGAUCUACUGCGCUGAGGAAGACAGCAGCGACCUUCACCUCGUACAUCCAGCGUUCCUAAUAGGCUCAAAGAGAGAUGCUGAUCGGUUUCUAUCCCAGUAUAAAGGUGUGUAUGAGCAGGACGUGAAGUGCCAGGUGAAAAUGUCUCGGAACUCAGGCAUCAUGGGACAGAACCAACUCUCAGCCAGUAGAGAGACAGAGCCCGUUGUGUGUCCCCAGGUGGAUGGUCUAUCAGCCUUGGUUCAGUCGUCAGGUGUGUUGGGGAAGGGGGUGAAGCACCGGCCUCCCCCCAUCAAACUACCCUCCGGGUCGGGCAGCAGCUCUUCAGGUAACCUGUAUAGUUCAGCCCAGGCCACCAGUGGUCUCCUUAAGUGUCUUACGCCCCCCCCAGGAUCAGGCCCCGGCUCAGCCAAGCCCCAGUCUCUGAGUAGGAAGCACUCUGUGGAGCUGGGGGGGCAGUUAGGACAGGUGGGGUUGUUGUCCCCGGCAGCCCUAUCUCCCAUGGCGUCGACACAGAGAUCGGGGACCCCGAAGCCGUCCACCCCCACCAACACCCCGUGUUCCACCCCUCACCCCCCCGACUCCCUCCUUUCCCUCCCUCCCUCCGUCACCCCCACCCUUCCGGACCCCCAGGCCCUCCUGACCCCCCAGCAGCAGCUGUCCCUCCCCGUAAUGACCAUCCCUCUACCCACCAUGAGAACCUCAAUCACAACAGGAACCAGCUCCUCUCAGGUCAUGGCUAACCCUGCUGGACUCAACUUCCUCAACGUGGUGGGAUCUGUCUGCAGUCCCCAGACUCUGAUGACUUCCAGUCAGAUGUUGGGUCCUGGUCUAAACCUGAGUGGUCUGGGAGGACUGAUGCCUACCACACAGUCAGUUGCAAUUCUUACACCACCAAGUGCAGCAGCAGCAAAUGGCUAUGGGGGGACGGGCCCUCAGGGGGCGUCGCCACGGCUACAUACCGCCAGCCAAUCCAAGAUGUAAGACCAAGAGGAGCACACCGCAGCCCCUCCCCAAAUCAUGAUGGCCCCCCAGCCAACCAAGAGGAGCACACCGCAGCCCCUCCCCAAAUCAUGAUGGCCCCCCAACCAAGAGGAGCCCCUCCCCAGCCAAGAGGAGCACGCCGCAGCCCCUCCCCAGCCAAGAGGAACACACCACAGCCCCUCCCCAAAUCAUGAUGACCCCCCUCCAACCAAGAGGAGCACGCCGCAGCCCCUCCCCAGCCAAGAGGAACACACCACAGCCCCUCCCCAAAUCAUGAUGCCCCCCCCAACCAAGAGGAGCCCCUCCCCAGCCAAGCACGUCCUGACAACCUAUUAUUUAAAUGAUUUAGAAGAUGGUUCUUCCUACCAGCCUGCUGUCCUGUUACUUCCUCAUAUGACAUCACGGUGUCGUCGAUUCAAACAGAGCUCCUGGAUGGACACAAGGACUGGAUGGACACAGGGACUGGAUGGACACAGGGACUGGAUGGACACAGGGACUGGAUGGACACAGGGACUGCUCCUGGAUGGACACAGGGACUGGAUGGACACAGGGACUGGAUGGACACAGGGACUGCUCCUGGAUGGACACAGGGACUGGAUGGACACAGGGACUGGAUGGACACAGGGACUGCUCCUGGAUGGACACAGGGACUGCUCCUGGUUCUGUGUGUAUCUGAAAUGCCAUCCUAUCCCCUUACUUUUGACAAGGGCACUAUGUAGGGAAUUACGGUGGUAUUUUCAGACACAGAUGAUCUAAUAAGAUGAUGCUAUCACAAGAGGACUCAUUUUCCCAGCAUGCAAUGCUGAGUGCAAUUUUUUUUAAUAAUAAGGCAUUUCCUUGUGGGGGUGGAAGGGGGCGGGAUUAAGAAGAGUAUAUUCAUAUUAGAAAUCAUGUGACAUUUCUGGGACAGA